CGAACCACACACUCGCUCAGUCCACCUAUGGAACUCACGCCCAUCAGAAUUCCCGGCAAAAGAAAACGAUCUAAUACGAAAAGCGCCGUAGCAGCCCGGAAAGCCCUGGUAAUUCCUUGCUCGCCACAAACAUUACCCCGUCACUUCAGGAAAUGAAAGCUAACAAAUCUCCCAGAAUCGCAAACCAGGCCGUCCCCUCAAACCAUUCCAAAAUGAACUUUCGAACCCCCGACAUAGUACCAUUCAGGUAGCCAAACCACCAAAAAUCCGAACCCUCAAAACCCUAAAAUCCAGACACAAAAUGUCCCUUCUAGAAAAACUCCCCACCGAACUCCUCGAGCGCGUCUUCCAAUUCUGUCUAAAUCUCGAUUUACCAAAAGCCAGUCCUGUGAUUGCGGGAAAACUGAGUAGUAAUACAGUAUUCAAUUGGACUGUGAUGAGGGUUUUUGGUGCGAGUUGGGAGAGGGCAUAUGCGAAGGACACAGUGGUUGGUGAGAAGGACUUGGACGAGGCUGGUGACGAGAGAGACCGGGAGAUGGGUGGCAGAGGAGAUUGGGGUGAAGAAGAUAGCGACUUACAGAGUCAAGUACUGAGGUGUCGUUGGACAAGCCUGGAAGUUCUGCUGAAAGCGAAGGAGGCUUGGAUACAGAGAUAUGCAGCGGAUAGUCCGUUUGUACCGUUGUAUUUCCUCAAAGCCAAAAACAAGCCCAGAGGUCUUCCACCACCUUCGUCUAUUCCAUUCGAACCCCUCAGCUCCCAAACACCAAAUACUCCACCACCCGAGCAACCACCGCCUCCAUCAGAAUCACCAGAACCCCCAACAUCUCGCCUAACGUCCACACAAUACCACGACCAGGACUACGCCUACUUCUUGGACUUCGUCUCCUCACCCGACGGCCCCUCCCCCUGGCCACAUAUAACCUGGUCCUCCACCUCCACCCUCUCCCCCAACAUCGAAAUCCCGAACUCCCUCCUCACACCCCCUUUCACUUCCAUCUCGCUCCAACACCUCUUCUAUCUACUCAAGUCCGGCGCUAGAGUAUCGUGGUUGACGUCUACGAGCGGUGAAGUAGCAUUCGAGGGAUUGAAGGAGGCGAUCAGGGAGGGUAAUGUAGAAGCUGUGCAUCUUUUGAUGUGGAGUGGGUUACUCGAGAGGAUGGAUGUUGAGGUGCUAGUUUGGGCGAUGAGGAAUGUUGGAUCCAGUGCUGGACUUGCUCCCACUCCUAAUAUUGGUGAUGAGGACGAACAAAGACUAGGAAAAGGGAAGGUAUUAAGUCUGGAAGAGAAAGUGCGAACUAUUAAUCAAAUAUUGAGACUUGGAUUUACAGCAAUGGACUCCUGGGAGAGGGGCAGGAUCGAAGCGGAGUUAUUGGUGAUGAGGGAUGAGGCAAUUAUGAGGGAUUAUGAGGAGGGAUUGGAGUUUGUGAGAAGAAUUGUAGGAAGUGAGACGUUGAAGGGUGUGGUGGACGUAAGAGUCUAGAGUGUUGGCUAUAGCAGAAUCCAUAAAUAUAGACUUAGAAACUAUGGCGAUCCUCAUACGCGCCUAUAUAACUUU
Messenger RNA from Cadophora gregata, 1555 nucleotides. RefSeq names its product magnesium ion transporter, variant 2. The record is from RefSeq and is a predicted model, not a curated record. The coding region runs from base 302 to 1480 and encodes 392 amino acids. NCBI's taxonomy places the organism in Eukaryota, Fungi, Ascomycota, Leotiomycetes, Helotiales, Ploettnerulaceae. The transcript has 2 exons.